Molecule: messenger RNA, 1454 nt
Organism: Carya illinoinensis
Lineage: Eukaryota; Viridiplantae; Streptophyta; Magnoliopsida; Fagales; Juglandaceae
Exons: 3
Coding region: 818-1168 (116 amino acids)
Biological process (GO): mitochondrial translation
Molecular function (GO): structural constituent of ribosome
Source: RefSeq, a predicted model, not a curated record
GUUCGUCUUCUUUUACUUCUUCUUCUCGAUGUCACUUUCUGCCCCUAAAAGUCACUAUUUUGCUAGUAUUUCUUGCAUUUAGGGGGCCUCUGUAUUAAUCAAUGACUUGUAACUCGAAAGUCUAUCUUUCCUCAAGGAAAUGACUUGCGAUUCUUUUUUAGAGUUAUUUUAUAUGUUCGACAAAGUUUCUUUAUUGCUAAUGUAUGCUGUACGUAUAUAUAUUAAAAAAAGAUGGUCAUUGCGGAAUUUUUUGUAAAGAAAAAUUGCAUCCUGAUCUCUAUGUUUUAUGGGUUAUCUUGGAGGGUGAUUUGGUGGACAGCCUCUGAACAUCAAAUGGAUUGCAAAUUUUAGCAUAAUGCAUUGUAGAUAGGGAACUGUUACCGGAAUACCUUUUAAUUCAGAUCUGGAUUCUAUCAGUUAUUGGGAAGUAUUAGCUGUGAAGCUUUGACUGGGAAUCAGUACAUCAUUAAGUGUUAUGAUCAGCCUAAGCCUUAAGAGACUAUGUCUGAGAUUUGUUUUUUCAUCUAGAGACAGAUUCACUUUUCAUCUUUCCCCAUGUAUCUUGCUGACAUAGAUGGUUGAAUUCAAUAUGCUAUUGGAUAGUUUAGUUUUCACCGAGUAUCCUGGCCCUGCAUCUUGCUGCAGAAAAUCGCUAUGGCUUGCCUUUUGUGCUAGAAUGUAACAUCCAUUAAGACUUUUCUUAUUGUCUGGCAUCAGAUGUCUCUGUGUAUGUGUAAAUUGACUUCCAUGGAAGUGAAAUUGCAAGGGAACUUCAUAUUGAUUACUUUUCACGUCUUUGGGAUUCUUUAUUGGGUAUAUGGCUGAAUUGACCAAUGAUGUGUGCUCUUUUCUUCCGCAACGAGGGGUGUAUCCAGUAACUUUCCUUGAAAUGUCAGAAGUUUCACAUUGUUUUAAGCAUAUAAUAAUUGGUCGGAAAGCUGGUUCGCUGCAUAUUAACCCAAAGAAAUUUGGCUCUCUUCACAAACCUUGCAUGAAGGAAAUGAUUACAUUUCUCAACUGCUUGGCUCUCAGCCACAAUGACAAUGAUAAAUGUCUUCGGCAAAAGGAACUCUUGAGCGCCUGCACGGAUUCUCAGACAAGCAAUAAAAGGAAGUCGUGGGGAAGUAUUAAUUACCACCUGCAGAGGCUUAAUAGAGGAAGGAAGUAGUUUUGGUAUUUUUGUAAAGAGAAGAGUGUUCAAGCAAUGUCUGAUUUUUCAACUUCAGCAGCUGCAGAGGUUUAGCAGGUGAAGGAACUAUUUUCUUUGUCGAAUCAGAGAAUGUUUUAAUCAUUUGAAUGUCUUAAGAAUAAUUAAAGAUCUCAAUAACAUUCAAAAGAAACAAGUGGAAAGCAAACUACUAGUAUUAUGAUAAAUGACAGAAUGUUACAUCACAGGGUUUGUAUGGCAAUUGCUUUGAUAUGAACAUGACAUGAGAACGCUGUCCUUUUCUUUC